UCCAGUCGGGCGGCUUUGCUCUCCACAUUCUCAGGAUGAAGCGGCUGACGCAUCGUGUCAGUACAGGCUGAUGCAUUUUCACAUCCCCUCUUCUUUAUUUAUUGUAUUAUUAUUUUAAAUUAUGGAUAGCUUAAGUUUCCAUUUGGAGCACCGAUAACACGUGAGCGGAGAGUUUUUGGAGACCACAGACGCAGGAGGAGGAAGAUGGGGAUUUUUCGUCUCCACACCUGCGCGCUCUCAGUGCGGAGGUUACUCUAACGCAGGAGGAGACCCUGGAGACCUUUCUUAUAUAUAAAAAAAGUGAGCCAAUAUUUCUCUGCACAAGCAUGCAGAGCAACAGCAGCUCCGCCGGACCCCCCGCCGGGCUGAGUGAGUGCGGGGGUCAGGAGGAGGAGAUAUCCGAGCUGGUCAGCCCGACAGGAGCGGGCUCCAACCUGCCGAUGUUUAACCUUUCACUCAAUUGCUGGCUUCUCAUCCUCUCCAAGGAGUCCUCCCUGGAUCCGCAUGGAGACAGCGCCAACCUGCCAGUGCGAGUCGUCAUUGCUCUGGUCUACCUGGUGGUGUGCGUCCUGGGACUGGUGGGGAACCUCCUGGCGCUCUUCCUGCUGCACUCCCGCCGCCGGGGCCACCACCACUCCGCCAUCGACUGCUUCGUGAUGAGCCUGACCAUCACAGACCUCCAGUUCGUCCUGACCUUGCCCUUCUGGGCCGUGGACACGGUGCUGGACUUCCGCUGGCCCUUCGGCCGCGUCAUGUGCAAGAUCGUGAGCUCGGUCACCACCAUGAACAUGUACGCCAGCGUUUUCUUCCUCACGGCGAUGAGCGUGACCCGGUACCACUCUCUGGUGACGUCCCUGAAGAUGAGCAGCCCCAGGACCGCCACGGCCCGCGCCAAGUGGGUCAGCUCGGCCAUUUGGGUGGUCUCCCUGGUGGCCACGCUGCCCCACGCCUUCUACUCCACCACCGUGCAGGUGUCUGCAGAUGACGAGCUCUGCUUAGUUCGGUUUUCAGACUCUGACUCAGGUCACUGGGAUCCCCAGGUUUUGCUUGGGCUCUAUCAAACACAGAAGGUCCUUCUAGGAUUUGUAGUUCCCCUUAUCAUCAUUUCCGUGUGCUACCUCCUCCUGCUGAGGUUCAUCCUCAGCCGGCGCAUUGUGGGCAGCUCGGUCGGCCACGGCACGGACAAGUCGGAGCACGAGAGAGGACGCCAUCGCAAGCGCUCCAAAGUUACUCGUUCCGUCACCAUCGUGGUCCUGUCCUUCUUCGUCUGCUGGCUGCCGAACCAGGCUCUCACCCUGUGGGGGGUGCUCAUCAAGUUCGACCUUGUGCCCUUCAGCAAGGCCUUCUACAACGCCCAGGCUUAUGCCUUUCCGCUGACUGUGUGUCUCGCCCAUGCCAACAGCUGUCUCAACCCGGUGCUCUACUGCCUGAUCCGGAGAGAGUACAGGGCCGGACUGAAGGAGCUCCUUCUGAGAGUGUCUCAUAACGUCCGCAACGUUCUGUCUCUGGCUCUGAGAGGAAGGAGAGUGGAGGAGGCGCCUCCCGGCACGGCUGUGGUGCACAAAGACAUCAAUAUGUGAUUUAUUUUGUUGCUCAGACGAUUGGGAAAGCUGUGAUUACUUUUUUUAAAAUUAAAAAUGGGGAUAUCUGAACAACAAACAAAAACUAAUUUGUCAAUAAGCCUUCGGGGUUGACUUAGUGUAUUUCGUUAACUUUGGAGACAGCCAGGCUCUUUGUUUUUCCCCACUCUCAUUUCAUCCUCUUCUGUUGGUGCUUGACAUUUCAAAUCGGUCUCAUCGCAGCUUGUGAAACAAUAACUGGUUUAAUAUUUAAGUUGGAUGAUUCAAGCUAAAAGUAGGUUUAGCGAGAGGGAAACAAUCUGGUCUCAAUUAAGAAAGAAGUGCCUAGCUAAUGUAUUUAAAGCUAAUUGUCAUUACCAAUCUUUUUCUUUUUGCAAGCUGGCAACAAGUUAUGCUUCCAUACAAACAUCAAUGCAGCAUGUUGCAGACACACAAACGGACAAACGCUUAAUGGGACAUUUAAACAUUGCGUUUGUCACCACUAUUAACUUCUGUCCAAAGCGGAUUUUUUAGAAAAAAAAAAAAAAAAAAAAACACAGGAUAUGUUCAGACAAAAAAUUAGGCCAAGAAAUUGGCCUAAUAAAAACAUUGGAUUUUUUAUUUACUAUCAGGGACAGAAUUGAACAAAGAUCCAUGGGCAACAGUUUUGCUUGAAGUCAAAUGGACAGAAAACCAACUUUCCUGAUGUUUUCUUUUCUAACUGUUAUUAUUUUUGACUAAAUUCACGUCCAUUUCACCCCUAUUUAAUAGACCCACUCCACCACUCUCUUGUGCGGUCAACCAACAACUCCUGCUCGGCUGCCAAUCUGUGUUUCACACUGCCAUUCACAACCGUCGUCGUCGGCUCUGUUGUAUCGAUGUGAAUAGUUUGGUGAAUUCACGUGUGUCCUGUGGCAUUAAAUAAAGCGAUCGGACAAAAGA
Molecule: messenger RNA, 2501 nt
Organism: Poeciliopsis prolifica (blackstripe livebearer)
Lineage: Eukaryota; Metazoa; Chordata; Actinopteri; Cyprinodontiformes; Poeciliidae
Product: relaxin-3 receptor 1-like
Exons: 3
Coding region: 327-1580 (417 amino acids)
Biological process (GO): immune response; G protein-coupled receptor signaling pathway
Cellular component (GO): membrane
Molecular function (GO): G protein-coupled receptor activity
Source: RefSeq, a predicted model, not a curated record